This is a messenger RNA of Phanerochaete carnosa HHB-10118-sp, 801 nucleotides long. RefSeq lists its product as uncharacterized. The record is from RefSeq and is a predicted model, not a curated record. The coding region runs from base 1 to 801 and encodes 266 amino acids. The transcript has a single exon. Lineage: Eukaryota; Fungi; Basidiomycota; Agaricomycetes; Polyporales; Phanerochaetaceae.
AUGCCCCGCGCCACUAAGCAAGAAAACCAAGGCCCACCCCGACCGCCCGACAUGCGCUCCAUCGUCCCGCGUGGCACACGAUGGAAGAUGUGUGGGCGCGUCUUCCGCGCCUCGCAGGCGGGCCAGCCUGCGUACGCCUGCAACGCGCGCGUGCGCCCCGGGGAGAAGCUCAUGUUGCACUGCCAAAAGCACCACGGCCGGUCCAAGUUUGACGGGAGCGUCCCCGCGACCGACUGCCCUGUUGCAGGCCACGACCACACCGACGAUGUGCUCUGGAUCUCGCCGUGCUCGUGGCGGACGCUCUGCGCGAAGCGGGGCGUCGACCCGCACACAGGCGCCCCCCAGAGGACAAAGCACGAAGGGCCGCCAACAUCGCAUGAUGCACAGGCUCUGCCGCGGUCCUCCCAGCCGCCACCCGCGAGGCGGCCGACGAGAUUGACCCCCGCUCUCGAACGUGCGCACCGGCCUCGCCGCCCGCCGCUGCCUCCACAGGACACCGAACGGGAAGACACGCGCGUGCGCGUAGAACCGCCGCCGCCACUGCCGCCACUGCCACCGUCGCUGCCGGCCACCCGCCUGCCGUCCUUCCGCCAGCUCCUCAGCACGCUGCCCGAGGAGUUCCGGCGUCCGCCCUCGCGCCCCCACCUGCCCAGCCACAGCGCCGUGUAUGCGCCGCCGGUGCACACACCCUUCGUCGUGCGCACGGGCGACCCGUGGCCGAGGCCGAGCCUGUGCGGGCGGUUCCCCGGGACGUACUGUCUCUUGCCCGAGUGUCCGCACGCUCGGCGUGCCCGGCGUUGA